AUGGAGGGGGGAGGGUUGGCCAGGGUUGCCGGCCUCCAGCCGAUUGGUGGUGAGGACCGCGACCCUCGCCCCAGAUUUGGGCGAGGGCUCGCAGGCCUUCACCUCCUCCUCACCAUCGCUAGGAAGGGCCAGCAACGCGACGGUGCUCACCUAGCGGUGGCGCAAAGUAGUAACAAAAACAGUGCCACAACGAUCCCAGUGAACGUUGGGGUGAUUGUUGAUCUGGAGACGUGGGUGGGUAAAAUGGGAUUGAGCUGCGUUGAAUUGUCUCUCUCUAACUUUUAUAGUUCAAACCCUUCUUACAAGACCAGGCUCGUCCUCAACGUUAGAGACUCAAAAGGAGAGGAGGUUGCUGCUGCUGCUGCAGCACUUGAUCUGAUAAAGAAUAAGCAAGUCCACGCCGUAAUAGGCCCCCAAAGUUCAGUGCAAGCAGACUUCGUCAUUGACCUUGGAAACAAAUCUCACGUGCCGAUCAUCUCUUUUUCUGCUACUAGUCCUUCCCUCAGUUCCCUUCGGAGUCCAUACUUCAUUCGAGCUGCGCAAAAUGACUCGUCCCAAGUGAACGCCAUAAGCGCAGUCGUGCAAGCUUUUGGUUGGAGAGAAGCGGUUCUAAUAUAUGUGGACAAUGAGUUUGGAGAAGGCAUCAUACCUUCUCUUAUGGGUGCUUUGGAAGAGCUCGAUACGCGAGUGCCCUAUAGGAGCCUCAUUCCUCCUUCGGCGACGGACGAUCAAAUCGGGCAGGAACUCUACAAGUUAAUGCCGAUGCAAACGAGGGUCUUAAUCGUGCACAUGCUACCUCCUCUCGGUUCUCGGCUAUUGGCCAAAGCAAAAGAGUUGGGAAUGAUGAGCGAAGGUUACGUCUGGAUCUUGACUAAUGGAAUCACCGACCUAUUAAGUUCUGUGGAUUCAUCAGUUGUUGCUAGUUCGAUGCAAGGAGUAUUGGGCAUUAAGACUUAUGUCCCAGGCACACGGAACCUGGACACUUUCAUGAUCCAGUGGAAGAAGAAAUUUCAACAAGAGAAUCCAUCCGUCCUUAGUCCUCCGUUGAACAUCUUCGGAUACAAUGCUUAUGAUGCUGCUCGGGCUCUGGCAAUGGCUGUUGAGGAAAUGGGAAUGGUGAAUUUUAGCUUCGAGAUUUUGAAUACUUCGACCGAUGCAACUGAUCUGGACACUAUUGGGGUCUCUCAAAAUGGUGAGAAACUUCUCCAAGAACUAGCUAAUAUCACAUUCAUGGGGCUCACUGGAAAUUUCAGUCUUGUUGAUGGGCAGUUAGAAGCGUUAGUAUUCCAAAUUGUUAAUAUCAAUGGAAACGCGGCAAGAGGGAUCGGGUUCUGGACCCUAAAAAAUGGGCUGCUGAGAGAUUUGAAUCCAUUUGACACAAGCAUAUAUUCCACUUCAAAGAGUAAUUUAGGAACAAUAAUAUGGCCAGGAGAUCCAAUCUUUGUUCCCAAGGGAUGGGAGUUUCCCAUGACUGGGAAGAGUUUGAAAAUCUUAGUUCCUGUGAAAGACGGUUUGAAGCAAUUCGUGACGGUGACACGUGAUCCUACAACAAACACAUCCCAAGUCACCGGAUACUGUAUCGACAUCUUUCGAGCUGUGAUAGAAAAACUGCCUUAUGCAUUGACUUAUGAAUUUAUUCCGUUUGACUUGCCUAAUGGAAGUAGCGCUGGUAGUUACAAUGACAUGAUCGAUCAAGUAUAUUACCAGAAUUAUGAUGCAGUGGUGGGUGAUACGACAAUACUUGCAAACAGAUCAUUGUACGUGGAGUUUACCUUACCAUACAUAGAAUCGGGAGUUGCAAUGCUUGUGCCAUACAAGGACAACAAGAGCAAGAAUGCUUGGGUUUUCUUGAAGCCACUCACUGGGGACCUUUGGCUAGCAACCGGAUGCUUUUUCGUUUUUAUAGCAUUGGUCGUGUGGAUUCUGGAACAUCGGAUUAAUGAAGACUUCAGGGGUCCAGCCACGCAUCAAGUUGGCACGAGCCUCUGGUUUUCGUUUUCAACCAUGGUCUUUGCACAAAGGGAGAGAGCAUUUAGCAACCUAACAAGAUUUGUUGUGAUCGUGUGGGUUUUCGUGGUACUUAUACUAACACAAAGUUAUACGGCGAGCUUGAGCUCUCUUUUGGUGUUGAAAAAUCUUCAACCAACUGUGACUGAUGUAGAUCAGCUCCUAAAGAGUGGAGAAAAUGUGGGAUACCAGGAUGGAACUUUCCUUCAUGAAAAGCUACAGCAAAUGACAUCUGACUAUAAGAGACUUGUACCUUAUAAAUCUGCUCAAGAAUGCGAUGCGCUUCUUUCCAAACGAAGCUCAGAGGGUGGGAUUGCAGCUGCAAUUGAUGAAGUCCCCUACAUUAAACUUGUUCUUUCUCAAUAUCGCAACAAAUACACCAUGAUCCCAACAUUAAAAAAUGCUGGAUUUGGCUUUGUUUUCCCCAAAGGGUCUCCGCUAGUUCCAGACAUUUCGCGAGCAAUCCUCAAUGUAACCGAAGGACCUAUGACGAAAACUGAAAAGGCGUGGUUUACAUUAGAAACCAGUAGCCUCGAUUCAACUUCCUCCAUUUCUUCCAAUAGCUUGGGUCUUGACAGUUUCUGGGGCCUGUUCUUGAUUGCUGGAGUUGUUGCAGUUUUAGCUCUCCUCAUUAACAUGGUGAUGUUUGUCAAAAGGAAUUGGCAUGUCAUAUCAAGUUCUUCAGCUUCACUGCGACAGAAAAUUGUUGCAUUGGGAAGAAGAUUUUACGAAAGAGACAUCAAUUCCCAUACUUUUAGGGAGAGCAGAUUCAGAGAUAGAAGCAUGGAUGAUGGUACCCAUGAGCAUGCAGCUGUUGAGAUAUUACAAAACACUAAUUCUCCCCUGAGUCCGUCAAGCAACACCAGCCAAAUCAACGACGUUUUAACCAAUGAGCAAGGCACACCAUCCGCAAAACAAGGACUUCCUAACCAUGUAGAUGAAGGGUGCCACAAGAUAACGAGAAAUGUCGAGCUUACCAAUGUAAUUAAGACAGACCUUUCAACACGCGAAGGCACUCAACCAACUGCUGCUCGUGGGCCCCCUCAUCACAACUCCUGUGAAUGUCACUGCGGUAGCGAAGGUGGCAGUUCAAGCAGCUGCGGAUCGCCUUUGCUCCAGUCAUCAUAGACGUUAAAAAAUCACUCCGAUAUAGCCAACAAAAGUUGAAGUAGAAAUGGUCCGAACCCUGUCUUCUUUAUAGGUUCCAUCUUAUAGAGCAGUCAAUAACAUGAGCACUCAUAUGUUGUUUUCAAAUCAAAAGCCUUUUGGUUUUUGUGGAGUCUAUAGUUGCCUGUAGGAGCAAGAGGAGAAUUCUCAGUUCAAAACCUUGAAGGCAGUAAAUGCACGUGAAAGAGAUAAAUCCUUUGUACAUCGUGGUUUCCCUGAAAUUGAGUCAUGGACUGAACUCCAGUGAAAUGAUCCCUUCAAGGAUGUAAGUACUUUGGGCAAGAGUAAUAUAGAUUUGCAUUGUUUUCAUGCUUAAUAUUAUAUAUGGAUUCUAUAAAAGGGAGAUUGAGAGUAUA
Eucalyptus grandis is the source of this 3530-nucleotide messenger RNA. Its product is annotated as glutamate receptor 2.2. The transcript has 8 exons. Lineage: Eukaryota; Viridiplantae; Streptophyta; Magnoliopsida; Myrtales; Myrtaceae. Gene Ontology annotation, molecular function: glutamate-gated receptor activity. The coding region runs from base 1 to 3135 and encodes 1044 amino acids. Gene Ontology annotation, cellular component: plasma membrane. The record is from RefSeq and is a predicted model, not a curated record.